This is a messenger RNA of Cucumis sativus (cucumber), 1055 nucleotides long. Its product is annotated as cadmium-induced protein AS8. The coding region runs from base 249 to 803 and encodes 184 amino acids. The record is from RefSeq and is a predicted model, not a curated record. The transcript is spliced from 5 exons. NCBI's taxonomy places the organism in Eukaryota, Viridiplantae, Streptophyta, Magnoliopsida, Cucurbitales, Cucurbitaceae.
UAAAAUUAUGAUAUUUGUGAAAGAUGAGAGGUGUUUUCUUCGAAUCUUUCAAAAAAACAAAAAAGAAAGAAAGAAAAUAAAAGCAGAAAACUGAAUUGAAGGGGCCUUUUCGCUUUCGGGCGUAUGUUUUAUCUAUUACGGAUGGAGAAGCUCCCGCCAUCCACUGCGACAAAUUUUCCAGCGCUAAACAAGAAACGCAACAACUGAGUCUAGAAAGAUCGCCAUACUUGAAGCUGAAUAGCACUUUCAUGGUAUACAUGAUUAUAAAAGGUCUAAUUAGGAGGUACGAAAGAUGGAAUCCUGUACAUCCAACUCUUGGGGCCUUUUGGGGGAUGGGAAUAGGCAUGGGUUGUGGUGUUGGAUGGGGUCCUGGUUUUGGUCCUGAAGUAAUUGGCUACGUUGGUGCUGGAUGUGGUAUUGGGUUUUGUGUGGGAUUCACAGCUGCAGGUCUUGGCAUUGGUCUUCCAGCAAAUGUGCUUUAUCAUGGUCCAUACAGCGCUCUCCUGGCCACAAGAAGUGGAGCAAUAGAAUUAAGCCAAUCCAGUAGUCUUCGAUCCAAAAAAUUUUCUAUUAGUAAUGGAUGGAAUGACUUUACACAGCAUGUAUUUGGGCUGCAAAGAGAAGCAAUUAGACGAUUAGCAAACAUCAAGGUGGAUUGUACGGACAAAAAGAUUAAUUUGCCUGAUAUGCAGAUUUUACCAGCCAUUCAUACUAAGUCUAUCUGCGAAAGUUUAGGAACACUAGGUCAUCGCCUCUCUCACUUUCACAAAGAUGGAAUAGGCCUUUUCAUUAACAUGGAGUGAUCGUUCUGCAAACUUUACCAACCUAGGUUCAAAAAGUUAAACAUAUUAAGCGCUAAGCUACUGGUAUACUGUUUGGUUGUAGAUAGGGAGCGAGCUUAAGCUACCAAGAGUAGAGCGAGUAAAAACUGUGCAUUUUACCCUUUAUGCACCUCUUCUUUCUUGGCAAUGCUGGUUUCUGUUUGGCAAUAUUUCUUUGUAUACUUUUUUUCCCUCUUAAUAAAAUAUCAUAGGGUCUCAGUUUAGUUGAAUUUA